Messenger RNA from Penicillium verhagenii, 1491 nucleotides. It is a transcript of the gene bfr1, whose product is annotated as putative nuclear segregation protein (Bfr1). Gene Ontology annotation, biological process: intracellular mRNA localization. The record is from RefSeq and is a predicted model, not a curated record. Bases 1 to 1491 code for a protein of 496 amino acids. Gene Ontology annotation, molecular function: mRNA binding. The transcript has 3 exons. Lineage: Eukaryota; Fungi; Ascomycota; Eurotiomycetes; Eurotiales; Aspergillaceae. Gene Ontology annotation, cellular component: ribonucleoprotein complex; endoplasmic reticulum; nuclear outer membrane-endoplasmic reticulum membrane network.
AUGGCUGAAACCACCCCUGUGGAGGCCCGGGUUAAGCCCACCAAGCCCGAUGAGGAUACCUACAAAUCCAGUUUGGCUCAGGCCGAGAAGGAGCACACCGCUGCCCAGGAGAAGCUGAACCAAGUUAAGGCCAAGCUGGACAGCGCCAAGCCUAACAACCAGGACUCUCCUGUCGUCAAGAAGCAGCAGGAACUCCGCGCCGAACUCUCCUCGAUCCGCCAGAAGCAGUCCGGCUUCAAAUCCUCCCGCGCUAGCAUCCAGGAGAAGAUCAAUGGUCUGGAGUCAACCCUGAAGGCUCGUAUCGCCGAGCAGAACAACUCCCGCGGCAAGAUGUCCUUCAAGAAUGUUGAAGAGAUCGACCGGGAGAUCGCCCGCCUCGAAAAGCAAGUCGACUCUGGUACUUUGCGAUUGGUGGAUGAGCGCAAGGCUCUGACUGAUAUCUCCCAGUUGCGCAAGCAGCGCAAGGGCUUUGCUGGUCUCGAGGAUGCCCAGAAGGGUAUCAACGACCUCAAGGCGCAGAUCUCGGAGCUUAGAAAGACAAUGGAUAACCCCGAGGCGAAGGCUCUCGGCGACAAGUACGGCGAGAUCCAGAAGGAGCUCGAUGCCAUCAAGGCCGAGCAGGACGGUGUUUACAAGAAUCUGAACGCCCUCCGCGACGAGCGUACCAAGCUGCGCAACGACCAACAGAAGAAGUUCGCUGCUAUCCGCGAGAUUAAGGACAACUACUUCAAGGCUCGUCGUGCCUACAAGGAUUACGAGGACGAGGCUUACCGUGCGCGCCGUGAGCGCCAGAAGGCUGAGCGUGAUGCCUUUGAGCGUGAGAAGCGCAAGAAGGUCGCUGACAAGAAGCUUGAGGAAGCUUCAAACCCCGCCUAUGUUGAUGAGAUCCUGACUGCCCAGGGACUGAUUCGCCAUUUCUCGCCCUCUUACGACUUUGCUGCUCUUGGUCUCAGUGACAAGAAGGAUGAAGGUAGCAACUUCCGUGCCGGUGUCGGCCGCACUGUGGAAGACUCUGCUAUUAAGGGUAUGAAGGUUGUGCGCAAGGACGAUGAGGAGGACUACUUUGUUGGCAGCGGUGGCAAGAAGGGCAAGAAGGGUGGCAAGAAGGGUGCCGCUGGUCCCGAGGCAACUAAGUUCAACAUGAACGUUGGCAUCAUCGAGGAUUUCAGCAAGGUCAAGAUUGACCCUCCCAUGAACCAGUCUGAUGUCCCUGCUGCCAUUGAGAAGCUUGCUGCUAAGAUCACUGAGUGGAAGAGCACUCAGGCCAGCAAGACCGAAGAGAACAUCGCCAAGGCCAAGGAGGAGAUUGCCCGACUUGAAGCCGAAGAGACCAGCGCUGAGGAGAAGACCAAUGGUCGUACCGACGCUGCGAAGAAGGUAGCCAAGGCCAAUGCGGCCCCCACAGCUGAGGCCGAGCUGGCCCAGGAGCAAGACGCUGUUACUGAUGCUGCUGAAGACCUCAAGGCUGCGACCUUGGAGGACGAGGCAUAA